AUGCAACCCUGUUCCGCGUCCGCUCCCGCUUUGGCCUCCGCUGCCCGCGACCAAGACCGUCUGGUGACUCCAGGGCCCGACUAUAUCAGCUAUACAGCCCAGCUGCUGCUCGCCUCCUCCACCCUUCUCGCCCAGGUCGGCACCUGCGCCGGCAUGGACCAGUCUCGACCCAGCCAAUCACACGACGCCUCCGACCAUUCCGCUCCUGACUGGCACCGUUCUCUAGAAAACCCGCCCACCUCGCGCUGGGCGAACGUCCGUGUUCCUGAUUGGCAACGCACCCGCGACGCGCGCCCUCCCUCCGCCGAAUCGGACGAGGAAAGGAGAAAAAGAAAGCCCCGAAAGCUGGAAGCACUGAUCCGCCGCCGCCCAGAAGAUACAACCAGCGGCCCACCCCGCUCGCUGUCGCCUUUCUCCUACCACCCCGCCCGCGAACUGUCACGGUCUGCCCCAGCCUCGCAACUUUCCUACCCCGACUCCAUCUCCGGACCCUCCACCAUGCCGUCGAGCUCUCACCACGACAUGCGUCCGUCGCCGCUGAGGGUGCCCUCGCGCCCCUCCGGCCGCAACUUCACUGCGCAGCCGCCCGCGCGAACCGUUUCCAGCGACUAUCCCACCAGUCCAGAAUACUUCUACCCUCUCUCCCCGCUUGACCGCCCGCGCUCCUCGUCUCACAACGGCGAGACUCUCCGUUCUCCCCUCCGUGCCGCUCGCACUUACCCCGGAACCCCUUGGGAAAGCUCACCAAACCGCACGGCCCAGGAGCAGCGCAGGCCAAGCACCGCCUUCGAAAGCGACGCUGAACUCCACCGCUUCGCCGAGGCGACAAGCGGCUUCGAUCCAUUCUCUCCUGUGCGCCAGGCGCGGCCCCUGAGCCAGGUUCUCUACAGAGAAUACUAUGCUCCUCGGGCACCACCGCCCCAGCAGCCCAACUCCCGUUCCCAACCUCUCCCGCAAUACCCCUUCGACCAGAACUAUUCCAUGGACCAAAACGUCGCCGUCACACGCUCUUCUGCGGACUUGGUCGCAGCAUUAAGAUCGCUGGAGGAAGACGACGACGACUACAGCAUGCCACCGGACGACGAAGAGCUCCCCGACUACGCCCAGAGUCAAUGGGAGGCUCAGAGCCACCAACGUCGGGCGGCUGCACGCAGAGCCGCCGAGUUGGAAAGACAGUGGAUGGAAGCGAGGCAGAGAAGAGGCUCACGAUGA
Lasiodiplodia theobromae is the source of this 1212-nucleotide messenger RNA. RefSeq names its product Histone-lysine n-methyltransferase 2d isoform x1. NCBI's taxonomy places the organism in Eukaryota, Fungi, Ascomycota, Dothideomycetes, Botryosphaeriales, Botryosphaeriaceae. The record is from RefSeq and is a predicted model, not a curated record. The transcript has a single exon. Bases 1 to 1212 code for a protein of 403 amino acids.